AACUACUUCUCUACUACCUAGUGAAGCAAUUAAUGGCUCAUUUGGUUUUCUUUGUUUUGUUGUUUGCUGGGCAAGUGAUUGGUGGGUUCAGUACCCAGAAACUGCCUUCUUCUGACAAAGGAAACGUAUUAACCGUUCUGAGCAUUGAUGGUGGUGGUAUCAGAGGGAUUAUUCCGGCAACAGUUCUUGAUCACUUAGAUAAGGCUCUUAAGGCUAGGGAUCCAAAUGCAGAUUUAGCACAUUUCUUUGAUGUGAUAGGAGGGAGUGGCACUGGUGCACUCAUAACAGCUUUGUUAGCCACACCAAGCCCUCAUGAUCCUACUCGUGCUGCUUUUACUCCUUCACAAAUUGUAGACUUCUACAAACAAAAUGGCCCUCAUGUAUUCAAUUCAUCUAGACCUGGAAACGGUUCCAGGUUCGAUGGGGAGUUUUUACACAACAUAACUCGUGAACUGUUGAAGGAUACACGACUUAGUCAGACACUGACCAAUGUUGUCAUCCCAACUUUCGACAUCAAGACAAAAAAGCCAGUUAUAUUCUCAAACUACAAGGUUGAGAAGUAUCCCUACUUCAAUGCCUUGUUGUCGGAUAUAUGCAUAUCGGCUUCAGCAGCACCCACUCUUCUGCCACCUUACUAUUUUAAGAAUGAUGGUGUUGAGUUCAAUAUGAUUAGUGGUGCAGACUUGAGUAUGUUUGAAGAUAGUCUAGUUGAUGGGAAUCCGACAGGAGCAGCAAUGGCUGAAAUACUACGAUACAAUAAGUAUUCCAAAAUACUUGUAUUGUCUUUGGGAACUGGAACACCACAAACUAGGGAGAUUUAUGAUGUUGAAAAGGCUGCCACAUGGACACCUCAGAAGUGGAUUGUUCCUUUGCUUAUUUUUCUCGAUCGUGUAUCUACCGCCAUGGCAGAAUACUAUGAAGGUUCACUCGCCCAAAAACCUACCUUUAACUACCUUCGAAUUCAGGAAUACAGCUUGGAUCUUAGGCACUCUAGCAUGACUAAUGUUGGAAAACUAAACAUGAACUCGCUUGAAACGACUGGGAAAAAUCUUUUAAAUGAAAAGGUUAAGGAGAUAAAUUUGGACACUUUCAAUAUAAAAGAAGGCAAUGGAACAAAUGCUGCGGCCCUUGACAGCAUUGCUGAUAUUUUGUUUGGAGAAAGACAGCAUCGUCUGAAACAAAAAUCUAUGGAAAAAGGAGGAAGACCAUUUCAUGAAACUCUUAGGGUUCCUUCAGACAAAACUGAAGCAAAUUGGGCAUUUCAAAAGAGUAAAGUUAUGUAAUCUCAUUUGUAUGAGUUUGUAGUAGUUAUCCAUGCUUGUUGUACUCUCUAUAGAAUAAGGUUGAAGGCAUAUAUAAUAUAAAUAUAUUUGAGUUCUGUGCAAGAACCAUGA
This is a messenger RNA of Vigna unguiculata (cowpea), 1394 nucleotides long. RefSeq names its product patatin-2-Kuras 1-like. NCBI's taxonomy places the organism in Eukaryota, Viridiplantae, Streptophyta, Magnoliopsida, Fabales, Fabaceae. Gene Ontology annotation, molecular function: glycerophospholipase activity; monoacylglycerol lipase activity. Gene Ontology annotation, biological process: lipid metabolic process. The record is from RefSeq and is a predicted model, not a curated record.